Messenger RNA from Diabrotica balteata, 441 nucleotides. The record is from the annotation of a GenBank genome assembly. Lineage: Eukaryota; Metazoa; Arthropoda; Insecta; Coleoptera; Chrysomelidae.
AUGUUAUGGGGGAAGCCAAUUAAUACAGAAAGCCUGCGAAAAUUUAGUAAACGUAACAAAGAAUAUAAAACUCUACACCCAGUAAACAAAUCUCUAGAAUCACCAAGAAAUGAAAAGAAAGUAUCUGAAUAUGAUGAAGAUGAAGACUUAAUAGACUUUGAGAAACUGUAUGAAUGCUCCUCGACUUCACCUGGAUCUCGUCAUCAAGGCUUAGUUAUCGACGAGUUGGAGAAGUACCUAAGUAAACCCAGAGCCUCUAACUCGGAAGACAUUUUAGAGUGGUGUAGGACGCAUGAGACAGAAUAUCCGACUUUAUCGAAGAUGGCCCGUGAUUUUCUUUUAAUAACAGCAACUUCAGUACCUGCUGAGAGAUUAUUUUCUAAAGCAUCGUUGGUAAUUAGAAAACAUAAAAAUAGGUUAAGUGAUGAGUCAGCCAGAUAG